Messenger RNA from Pterocles gutturalis (yellow-throated sandgrouse), 1089 nucleotides. It is a transcript of the gene PDCL, whose product is annotated as phosducin-like. Gene Ontology annotation, biological process: regulation of G protein-coupled receptor signaling pathway. Lineage: Eukaryota; Metazoa; Chordata; Aves; Pterocliformes; Pteroclidae. The transcript is spliced from 4 exons. The record is from RefSeq and is a predicted model, not a curated record. The coding region runs from base 45 to 1016 and encodes 323 amino acids.
UUUUGAUAGAAGCUUGUCUCUGAAAGACUGGAAUAAAGAACAUAAUGACCACUUUGGAUGAUAAACUGCUUGGUGAGAAGCUCCAGUAUUACUACAGCAGUAGUGAGGGUGAGGAUGAGGACAGUGAGAAAGAAGAUAAAGAAGGGGAGAGCGCCAUGCCCGGGAGCGUUGGGGACGUAGAGCUUAGCAGCGACGGCAGUGCAGUCAACACAGGUCCCAAAGGAGUCAUUAAUGACUGGCGAAGAUUUAAACAACUGGAAACUGAACAGCGGCAGGAGCAGCGCAGAGAGAUGGAACGACUCAUUAAAAAGUUAUCCAUGACGUGUAGAUCUCGCUUGGAUGAAGAGGCUGAUAAGCAGAAGCAGAAAGAGCUUCAGGAAAAAAUCAAUGGAAAGAUGACGUUACAGGAGUAUAACAUGAUCCACAACGAUGAAGACGAUGAGGAGUUCUUGCAGCGAUACAGGAAGCAGCGAAUGGAGGAGAUGAGGCAGCAGCUGUACAGCGGGCAGCAGUUUAAGCAGGUUUUUGAGAUUACCAGUGGGGAAGCGUUUUUGGACACGGUUGAUAAAGAGCAUAAGAGCACACUGAUCAUGAUCCAUAUUUACGAGGAUGAUAUCCCUGGCACCGAAUCCCUGAACGGCUGCAUGAUCUGCCUGGCUGCUGAGUACCCAACAGUUAAAUUUUGCAGAGUGAAGAGUUCGCUGAUCGGUGCGAGCACGCGCUUUACUAACAACGCUCUGCCGGCUCUGCUGAUCUAUAAGGCAGGUGAGCUCAUCGGCAACUUUGUGCGGAUCACUGACCAGCUUGGAGAAGAUUUUUUUGCUGUAGACCUGGAGGCUUUUCUGCAGGAAUGUGGUUUGCUUCCAGAAAAAGACCUCGUGCUCCUGACUUCUAUACGUAAUCCAUCUGCAUGUUACAGUGAGGACAGUGAUCUGGAGAUUUCGCACCGAGGGCCAGUAGGUGUAGCUGUACUGUGGGGUGUUCUUGUGCUAGGGAUUGUUCUCUUGCUCCCUUAGUGUGGGUAUGUACUCUUCCCCUUCGUGCACUUUGACUUCUGCUUGUUAAAAAUAACGUAAGGAAUUUGUAACA